Molecule: messenger RNA, 1513 nt
Organism: Dreissena polymorpha
Lineage: Eukaryota; Metazoa; Mollusca; Bivalvia; Myida; Dreissenidae
Exons: 5
Coding region: 64-645 (193 amino acids)
Source: RefSeq, a predicted model, not a curated record
AUAUAUAUAUAUUGAUGUAGGUUACUAGUUUUGUCAGUAUUGGCUGCGAAUGUUACAACUACUAUGUUCAGGAAAGAAGUGCAAUACGUACAGACCGUCUGCGCGUGGUCAAUAUUACUAGCGCUUAGUACAGGAAGCGCACAAUCAGAACGGAUCCGAUUUGUUAGGCAGUAUCGUGAUCAUCAACGACAAGUGUCCGUUUCCGAAAAGGGAUUCAACAUAUGCGACGGAGCGCGUUGCCAAAAUAUCAGUAUUGACUCUCUCCGCGGCCGUUUCCCUGGAUUAUUUCCGAAGCUCGACGAAUAUGCAAGUACACUUGGCCUACCUAUCCUCUAUGGCGACUUCCAGAAUAUGUACAACACUUCAAACUUCAAGUGUCCGGCCGACGGUGACGACUGCUGUCCGACUUAUAAGUGUAUUGUUCCAAAUGACUUUAGAAAGACCAUCCACACAGAAGGAGAGAAGUGCUUCAUUAUGCAGGCAUUUACAAUUGGGACUUGCGGGAUCUCUGCAAACGAUGGCAGCUGCAAGUUCUGCGUUCAAGACGACCAUGUGUUGUUUUUGCUGGCUUUUGACUUCAAAACAUGGACUUUAUCAUUUAAAAGCUUCAAAAUUGAGUCUUACUGCUCAUGCAAAGCGCUUUAAUAGAUGUGCAGAUUUAUUUCAGUCUGUAAAUUCCCAAACUAUGCCUGUCAACCGGGCAGGCUGAUGGAAAAGCCUGUCUGGACAAAAAAUCACCUGACCGAACAGCGUGAGUUUAUAACUACAGAACUAAGUUAAGUUUAACUCAUAUUUAUUGCAAUGUGCAGUCUGUUAGUAAGUAAGUAAAAUAAAACACUUGCGUGUUUAAGUUAUUACAGUGUAUGAUGGACAACAGCUUUAAAUUCUAGUCAGACUCAAAACAAAAUAACAUAAGACGAUUGGUGUUGCCUUCUUCAUCCUGAAAGUCAAGACCAUCAUCAGAAUCACAUCACAGAGAGUCUUCAUGUGUUGUUUUCUGUUACAACCUUUAGUUAGUGUUCUUAAUGACAAUAAGGGCUCGAAAUUCACGAAAUAGUGGGGUGUUUUCUUUCUUUUGGCGAGUAUGAGACUUUUCGGUAUUUAGUCAUUAUGGUUUUGGGCCUGUCACAAGGACCGUCAAUAAAGAAUUUUGCCGGACCGAACCGGCGUUCGGUCUUGUCAGGAAGCCUUUUUAAAAUUUUAUUUAUAUAUACUCAUUAUGCUUGUUUUCUUGCUUGCCUCCUUGCGUGAAUGAGUUGGUUAGUGAGUGUGUUAUAGUGUAGGUGUUAGUUGUUUACUGUUGUAGAAACUGUAAUAUGGUAUUGUGUGUUUUCGUUUAUAGAAAAAUUGUUUUUAUUCUUUUCGAUAAGAUGAUAUAAGAUGUAUAUUUGUGAAAAUUACAAGUAAGUAUAUGUAGUGAGGCUUUGAAAACCUAUUCCACAAGUCUGUCUCUUAAAUACGUCAAAUGUAAGAUACCAUGAGUAAAAUAUCACAACAUUAACAUGUUUUAUCU